GGGCCCGGCCCCGGGCGCCCGCAGCCCCGCCCCACCCCGUCCCGCGGCGUCCAGGCGGGUCCCGUCCCGCCGCGUCCGGCCCGCGCGCUCGUCGCACCCUUCCCGGCUGAGGCGCUAUCCGGUAGUCUCCGAGCAGCCAUGGCUCAGCACUUCUCCCUGGCCGCCUGCGACGUGGUCGGCUUCGACCUGGACCACACUCUGUGUCGCUACAACCUGCCCGAGAGCGCCCCGCUCAUUUAUAAUAGCUUUGCUCAGUUCCUAGUUAAGGAGAGAGGGUAUGAUAAGGAAUUGCUCAAUGUGACCCCAGAGGAUUGGGACUUCUGUUGCAAGGGUUUAGCACUGGAUCUAGAAGAUGGGAACUUCAUUAAACUUGCAGAUAAUGGCACUGUGCUCAGGGCGAGCCACGGCACCAAGAUGAUGACUGCCGAAGCCCUGUCAGCGGCCUAUGGCAAGGAGGAGUGGAAGCACUUCGUAUCGGACACGGGAAUGGUUUGCCGCUCAGGAAAGUACUAUUUUUAUGAUAAUUAUUUUGACCUGCCAGGAGCUCUUCUAUGUGCCAGGGUGGUGGACUUACUAACAAAGCAGAACAAUGGUCAAAAAACAUUUGAUUUUUGGAAGGAUAUUGUUGCUGGUAUACAACAUAAUUAUAAAAUGUCAGCUUUUAAGGAAAACUGUGGAAUGUAUUUUCCAGAAAUAAAAAGAGAUCCAGGCAGAUAUUUACACAGAUGUCCUGAAUCUGUCAAAAAGUGGCUUCACCAGCUAAAGAAUGCAGGCAAAAUUCUUUUGUUAAUUACCAGUUCUCACAGUGAUUACUGUAGACUACUCUGUGAAUACAUCCUUGGGAAUGAUUUUGCAGACCUUUUUGAUGUUGUGAUUACAAAUGCAUUGAAGCCUGGUUUCUUCUCCCAUCUACCAAGUCAGAGGCCUUUCCGAACACUUGAGAAUGAUGAGGAGCAAGAGGCCCUGCCGUCUCUGGAUAAACCUGGCUGGUACUCCCAGGGGAACGCUGUCCACCUCUAUGAACUUCUGAAGAAAAUGACUGGCAAACCUGAACCCAAGGUUGUUUAUUUUGGUGACAGCAUGCAUUCGGAUAUUUUCCCAGCCCGUCACUAUAGCCAUUGGGAGACAGUCCUCAUACUGGAAGAACUCCGAGGGGACGAAGUUGUGAGGAGUCAGAGGCCUGAGGAGUCAGAGCCUCUAGAGAAGAAAGGAAAAUAUGAGGGACCAAAGGUAAAACCUCUAAAUAUCUCAUCUAAAAAAUGGGGCUCAUAUUUUACUGAUUCAGUUUCGGGACUGGAAAACACAGAAGAUUCCUUGGUUUUCACAUGGUCUUUUAAGAGAGUCGGUACUUACAGUACUAUCGCAAUUCCAAGUAUUGAAGCAAUUGCAGAAUUACCUUUGGACUACAAAUUUACAAGAUUCUCUUCAAGCAAUUCAAAAACAGCUGGCUACUAUCCAAAGCCUCCCUUGGUCUUAUCAAAUGAUGAGAUGCUGAAAACCAAAUAAAACUUCUUUACAAUCGAAGUGCAGAACUACAUAUGUAGCAAAUGUACUGUAAAAAAAAAUGUUAAUUUUUAAAAAAUACUUUAAUGCUUUAGUAAAAUCCUUUAUAGAAAAAAGUUUGUAAUGAAAAUUGACCAAGAAAUUGAUAUUUGUCCAUAGGUCUCCUUUCUAUAUAUCAUCUUAAUGUUUAACAACUCUUAUUAAAAUUCAGAAUUAAAAAGAAUCUUAUUAAUAUUUUGUAUACAACUAGUUUUGAGAUUAGAAUCCAGUGAGGAGAGAUACACAAACACACAGACACACACAUAUUUACAUAUUGGUGUGUGUAAUUGGACUAAGCCUAGUC
Messenger RNA from Otolemur garnettii (small-eared galago), 1846 nucleotides. RefSeq names its product 5'-nucleotidase domain containing 1 (gene NT5DC1). The coding region runs from base 139 to 1506 and encodes 455 amino acids. The transcript is spliced from 12 exons. Gene Ontology annotation, molecular function: 5'-nucleotidase activity. The record is from RefSeq and is a predicted model, not a curated record. Lineage: Eukaryota; Metazoa; Chordata; Mammalia; Primates; Galagidae.